Sesamum indicum (sesame) is the source of this 998-nucleotide messenger RNA. RefSeq names its product vesicle transport protein GOT1. Gene Ontology annotation, biological process: endoplasmic reticulum to Golgi vesicle-mediated transport; retrograde transport, endosome to Golgi. The record is from RefSeq and is a predicted model, not a curated record. Lineage: Eukaryota; Viridiplantae; Streptophyta; Magnoliopsida; Lamiales; Pedaliaceae.
UACAUCAACAAUUGCUAUUUGCUUCUCCCUUCCAAGUUGGUACUGUUGUUCAAAAAUCCAUUCCCAAUCCCCACCCACCCAUCACUCUCUGCCUCUGCUCAUCGCCUCUAUCUAUUAUUUCAGGUUUGAUUUUCUCUCUUUCGGUGCGCAUAUAGGACAUGCAUUUAUCGACGUGAUUCCUUAAGAUUUAGGAGAUUUAGUACAAGUGGUUUAGGAUUUUGGUUCGUGUUUUUGCUGACAAAUCGUAUCAUAUUUUAUUGAAUCUUAACCGGCAACAAUGGUGUCCUUCGAGAUGAACGAUCGGAAAAAAAUUGGACUUGGUUUGACGGGUUUUGGAGUUUUCUUUUCAUUUUUGGGGAUCAUUUUCUUCUUUGAUAAGGGACUAAUCGCAAUGGGAAAUAUCCUCUUCUUCUCAGGGGUGACAUUAACCAUCGGACUCAAGUCAUCCAUGCAGUUCUUUAUGAAACGUUCUAAUUUUAAGGGGACAGUUUCAUUUGGUCUUGGCUUUAUCUUGGUCAUCAUUGGAUGGCCCAUAAUAGGGAUGAUUAUUGAGGCAUAUGGAUUUGUUGUGCUCUUCAGUGGCUUCUGGCCUACACUGGCUGUUUUUCUGCAGAAGAUUCCUAUUCUUGGUUGGCUUUUACAGCAACCUUUUGUGAGAUCGGUUUUUGAUCGCUAUCGAGGAAAAAGGGUACCUGUAUAGUAAGUUUCUCGAGAAAAAUGUUAGAUGCGGCACCUUAGGCCACUUGUAAGUGUUGUAAAAUACUCCGGCCGAGGUCCAUGUAGACAGAUGACAGUUUUUGCUAGUUGGUCAUAUAGACUUUUGAUUAAUGCAUGUUGAUAUUCUCAACAUUGCCUUUCUCACCACUGGCAAAUUGGAAAGUCUAAUCCUCUUGAUGCAUAUUUAAGAUCCCCCUCUGCUUUUGCAGUUUAGCACUGGCCAUUUGUUAUGCAAUAUUCUUUUCCUUUAUACGAAUGUUUAUGGAUUCUUUCUCUGUUCA